UUAAUGGAUCUGAGUAUUGUGUGCUUUCAUGUUUUGUUUUUUUUCUUACUGUUUUAAUUGCUUGUUUCUGUAAGUAUGCAGCUUUGAAUUUCAGUGUGUUGAGCUUGAUUGUGUUCGGUUCUUUUCAGCUAUCAUUUCUGUAAAUGUAAAGAAAAACUGUGAAUCCAUCACUUUGUUACAGUUUCAGUACUUAGUCGAACUCUUUUGAGUUUUAAUACUUGAAGGAUUUUUAUAUUUUCAGUUUUUGAUGUGGGUUUUGUUUCUUCAUUGUUUCAUUCAAGUUUUUGGAGGUGGUUGUAAGUUGUGAUGUUAGAUUUAGUGGGAUUAUAGAGGGAUUAGUUGAGUUGAUGAGUUUCUGAUCUUGGAAUUUGUCAACCUUCACCUGACUUCAACAAUUUGUGCAGGCAUAUUCAUGAGAUGAGCAGCAUGAUGAAUGGGACCGAGGAUAAUAAGAGGUCCAAGGGUCGUCAAGAUUCACCUGCAGCUGAUGAAGUUAAUGGUGGGGGAAUGGUGGGUGGGAUUACUCCUUUGAAGAAAGGCCCAUGGACCUCUGCAGAAGAUGCUAUUUUGAUAGACUAUGUCAAGAAGCAUGGAGAAGGGAAUUGGAAUUCUGUCCAGAAGCACUCAGGGCUCUUCCGAUGUGGAAAAAGCUGCCGUCUGCGAUGGGCGAAUCAUCUACGACCAGAUCUGAAGAAGGGUUCAUUCACUCCAGAGGAAGAGAACCGCAUCAUUGAACUCCAUGCUAAUAUGGGAAACAAAUGGGCUCGAAUGGCUGCAGAGUUGCCUGGAAGGACAGAUAACGAGAUAAAGAACUACUGGAAUACAAGAACAAAGAGACUGCAACGUGCUGGCUUACCACUUUACCCCCCUGAAGUUUGUCUGCGAGCAUAUAAGAUGAAUAAAGAUGGUCAAAAUAUGGGCAAAUUGCAAACAGGGGACGCACAUGAUCCUGAUAUGAUGCUGACUGACCAUUUUAAGAUUCCGGAAGUGGAAUUCAAAACUCUGGCACUCAAUCCAGGUGUCCUGUCUUAUUCAACGGGUCUUUUCGAUGCUUCUGCAAGCAGCAUGCUGAAACAAGGUGUAGGUUCAUCCUAUGGUCAGGGCCUUGUGUUCCCAACAAUUCAUCCUGCCAAACGCUUUAGAGAGUCACAGACCAUAUUCACUGGUCUUGAUGGUAGUGUCAGUGGUGGAAUACCAGAGUUCGAUCAAUUUACAGAUUAUCAUCGCGGAAAGAUUACAGGGAACUUUGGGUUAUCUUCCCCAUAUGGUUGUGAUUUGAGCAACUAUGACCAGUCAUCAUGCGGUGUUCUUCCUGGCAGUCAUGCCAUAUUAAAUGGCAAUUCUUCUUCUUCAUCUUCUUCUGAGCCCAUAUAUAGGGCCACGAAGUUAGAGCUCCCUUCACUCCAAUAUUCAGAAACUCAACAAGAUAGCUGGGGAACACCUGCUUCCCCACUGCCUUCACUUGAGUCUGUUGAUACUUUUAUUCAGUCUCCUCCAACCAAGGAGACAAAGUCAGAUGGUCUGUCACCAAGAAGUAGUGGUCUCUUGGAGGCAGUACUCUAUGAAUCACGAACUCUGAAAUACUCAAAGAAAUGUCCAGGCCACCAAACUUCAGAUGCUUUUGUCCCAAUUGGUUGUGGAGUGCAUAGUUCACCUUUGAAUGCCUGCGCAGCAGAAUGGGAACUACAUGCUGAUCUUAACUCUCCUUCAGGUCAUUCUGCUUCCUCAUUGUUUAGCGAGUGCACCCCGAUCAGUGGAAGCUCGUCGGAUGAACAAGCAUAUAAUGUCAAGCCUGAGCCAAUCGAUCAGGUUUUGCCAUAUGUUGAAGCGAGAGAAGUUCUCAAUCAGACAGACUGUAACAGGCCAGAUGUUUUGCUUGGCUCAACCUGGUUUGCGCCCAGCAAUAAAUACCAUAAUGACCAAUUUUUUCAGACUGAUGAUGUAGCGGCACUUCUUGGUGGAGAUCAACCGUGAACAUUGAGCACUAGCAAGUGCUCCAUGAGUUGCAACUGCGACUGGGGAAAGGAUAGUGGCCUUGUUGGCUUUGACAUCAUUGAAAUUUGAUACUCCAGUAACCUUUAUGAUCCUUUUGUUAUCAUUCCUCAUAGGCUCCCUAAGAUUUUGUGACUUUCUUGGUGCCUCUGGAUAAUUACCUUCUGUUGUGCUCAUCUUAGGUGACUGACUAGACAUGAAACAUUGUCCUGCCAAUGCCAUUGCCAUUGCCAUGUUAUUCAAGUGUGGGUUUUGUUGUUGUUGUUCGAAA
Messenger RNA from Populus trichocarpa (black cottonwood), 2263 nucleotides. Its product is annotated as transcription factor GAMYB. The record is from RefSeq and is a predicted model, not a curated record. The transcript is spliced from 4 exons. The coding region runs from base 418 to 1974 and encodes 518 amino acids. Lineage: Eukaryota; Viridiplantae; Streptophyta; Magnoliopsida; Malpighiales; Salicaceae.